AUGGCCCACGGUCACUACCGCCACUCGCGCAUUGGCAAAUUACACAAUGUUAGACACCGCCGGGAAAUUGCACUCAAUGGUGAAGAUUCUGGCUCUGAUUUACUUAAAGAGGUCGAUCCUCUGCAAAAGCCUAUUCUGCCCGCUACUGAUGUACUAUCAGAUGAGGAUUGUGACCCGCAAAACUCGAUAUGCCUUCAAAAUAAGAUGGGUGAAUCCAAUGCACUUGGAAAGCGGGACGACACAACCUCUGUGACCACUAUCGAGACUGUGCUGCAGGUAGUUGAUGCUAGCUCACACAUCCUGUUGCAGUCGACUGUUGCGGGUUACCCAAUGACGAUUUCAGAUUCCAGCUAUGGCACGUUCACCAUCUCCGGUUCAGAGAGCCCGACUGCAACUGCCUCUCUGGGUGUGACUAUCUCUGCAGAGAUCUCGUCAAUGACAUCGCCAACACUUGCCCCUGCUGUCCAGCCGACGAUUUCGUCGCUGGCUGAAACUUCGCUUUUGACCUCUUCGGCUAUUUCCACCCAAUGCACGUCAAAUUCAACGAGCCAAAAUCCAUCAUCCACCAGAGUCUCUUCAACCAUCAGCACUCCUGUAGGGACUUCGACCCCUCUCAUCGCUUCCUCGAAUUCUACGCGCGCUGCUUCUGUAACCUCACCUCAGGCGCACAGUUACUGGUCAUAUUCCAUUCCCAGCUCUAGUAGCUCGACAACUUCAACUGCCAGUUCCACUACCAGUUCAACUAGCAGCGAAACCUACACCACAUCCUCAUCAGGCGGAUUUGGAAUUUCCGAACAGCCUCCCACGGCGACAGGUACUAAUUCUGCGCCAGCCACAAGUGAAACGCAGGCUUCGGGGCAGGGCUCUUCGAGCAAUUCUGACACAUCAAAAAUCGUGGGCGGUGUAGUAGGAUCGGUCGCCGGUCUCGCUUUGAUAAUUAUUCUUCUCUUCUACUUCUUGCGUCGCCGAGGAUUCUUCAUGGGAAACAAGAGACACAGAGCCAUCUCAGACGACGCAGCUGCCGGCACUGGGGCUGGGGCUUUAGCAGGAGUGGGAGCGGGGGCAGGGGCAGGGGCUAGAGAAGUGGCCGAACGUCGUGCAAGUAACGAUCCCCUCUUCUCAGCCUCCUAUUUCGCCCCCGCCUUCAUGAAGCGAUGGCGCCAGUCGACCGCAACAAUGCGUACAGACAGCACCAUCGACUCCACCUCCAGCGAACGCGGCUUCCAAAAGAUUUCUGGCCGCAAGCUGCCCCCCGUCCUCACCCAUGGCGGCGAUGGAUUUGGCGGAGGCCUGGAUGGCGAUUCUCCUACCCUCCCAGGCUUCCUACCUACUUCGCCAGGGCCGGGACCAAUAGGAUCACCCUCCACCCAUGCUCCGCCCCCGACCUCGCCAUAUGGCAUGCCCUUGGAUUCGAACUAUACCCGCGAAAUUGAGGAGCUCAAUUCGCCCUCACGGCCAAACCCCGUCCACCUUCCCGUUUCAAGCGCGGUUAACGUGGCUCAUCCAAUCACCAUUACGCCUGCGCACCCCAUUGCACAGCCCCAGAGUGCAAUCCCGUUCAUCCCUCCGCGGCCGGACGGACUCGGUCGCAGUCUGCACAGCUACGACGGCAGUCGAAGUAGUCGCUUUACUGAGGGCAUUGACAUGUAA
Messenger RNA from Penicillium soppii, 1650 nucleotides. RefSeq lists its product as uncharacterized. The record is from RefSeq and is a predicted model, not a curated record. Bases 1 to 1650 code for a protein of 549 amino acids. NCBI's taxonomy places the organism in Eukaryota, Fungi, Ascomycota, Eurotiomycetes, Eurotiales, Aspergillaceae. The transcript has a single exon.